AUGACCCAGACCGCCAACGUCCGCGAGUUCAACGUGGAACCUGAGCUCGACUCCAAGACUAUUCACGCUAUUCCUCCUUGCGUUGUUCACGACACUCCUGUUCUGAACGUCCUUGACGAGUCGGUCCACUAUGGCGAUUGGCGUGACGACCUUGCCCGCGAUGGAUACUGUGUAGUCAAGGGAGUCCUCGAGAAGGAGAAGGCUCUCAAGUACGCCGACGACAUCAAGGAUUGGCUCGAGGGCUUCGGCCUCGGCUACAAGCGUGAUGACCCUUCGACCAUCCGCGAAGAGUGCCUGCCCAUCAUCCACCAAAAGGGUCUCCUCCAAGCAUACGGUGCUACUCACGAAUCUUUCACAUGGGGAGUUCGCUCCGAGCCAGCAGUUAUCGACGCCUUUGCACACCUCUACCAGGACCCCGAUCUCAUCUGCUCAUUCGAUGCCGUCAACGUCUCCCUCGCCAACCGUCAGGAUCUGCCCGCUAAUGGUGCAUGGCCUCACCAAGAUCAAGACCCUGAGCGUGGCGGUCUGCGUUGCGUUCAAGGCUUUGUCAACCUCUUGCCCAACGGCCCCGAGGACGGUGGUCUUCUGGUUCUCAAGGGCGGUCACAAGGUCAGCGAGGAGUACCACAACGUUUUCAGAAACGAGCCUCGCGACUUCAGAUGGACCAACGAAAUGUACCUCUUCAAGGAGACCGGUCUGAAGUGGUUGGCUGACAGAGGCCACGAAUGGGUCAAGGUUGACGCUGAGCCCGGUGACCUUGUCCUGUGGGAUUCAAGAACUCCUCACUACAACGCCUCGCCCAAGAAGAACACUGACAGAUUCGUUGUCUACGUCUGCAUGCUCCCCGUUUCGACAGCAACUCAGGAGGAUCUGAUUCGCAAGAAGGAAUUGUUCGAGGAGCAGCACGGUCACAGCCACUGGCCCAUGGCUCUUCAGCCAUUCAUCAAGGCCUUCUUGGAGCCCCAGCGCAACGGCAAGCCCGACCCUCACAACACAUGGAAGCCUCGCCAGCCCCCACAGCUGAGCGAGAGAGGCUACAAGCUUACUGGUAUCCCUUACAUCAAGGCUUAA
Messenger RNA from Aureobasidium namibiae CBS 147.97, 1071 nucleotides. RefSeq lists its product as uncharacterized. Bases 1 to 1071 code for a protein of 356 amino acids. The transcript is spliced from 2 exons. NCBI's taxonomy places the organism in Eukaryota, Fungi, Ascomycota, Dothideomycetes, Dothideales, Saccotheciaceae. The record is from RefSeq and is a predicted model, not a curated record.